GACUCCGGAGCUGACAGGUCAGAGGCAUAGGUCAGAGGUCAUCUUUAAAAUGGCGUCUGGUGGUCGCGCGCCUCCCGCUCCAAGUGUGGUAGUGGACGUCGAAAGCUGUCCAUAAUUCCUACUGACUCCGAGGGGUACUCCACAAGGCUCCUCAAAACAGCGUCCAACAACGGAAAAAACAUUGUGUUUGUAAUUCCACUACAGGAGCAACUUUCUACCGAACCACUACCCUAUGACUCGGCAGAGUUUGCAAAGAUGCCACAGUCAACCUGCAUAACAUGUGGCAGUCAAAUGCCUUUGCAGCUGUUGCCUUUACAUGUGGAGGAAUGUAAUGACAUAUUGACUGAGAGUGAAUCUGGGACUUCUCUUGAUGAAGUGAUUGAGCAGCCAAAUCCACCUAACACAGGGAUGGGAGAAUUGUCAGAGGUUUGCCCUAUAUGUCUUGAAUCUUACCCAAUUGAUGUCCUCUCAUUUCAUGCAAGCACAUGUGGUGAAGGAAUGGACCCUGCUCAUCAUAGCGAUGCAGCCAGUAUGACAAGGACAGAGGAAAUGCCAGGACCUUCAGUUCAACGAUUGCCAGCAACAGUUUCAGCAGCAUGGGCCAAUGAAGUGGACCCCCGGAAGGCAUGUCAGUUGUUCAGAGAGGAACUGCUGGAACGUAACUAUGAAUGUCCACGCCUCUUUCUGUCAAUCGACUUGUUUGACGCAGAAGAAGAAACAGACAGUUCAUUGAUUUCAUUCUUUAAAAUGAACAAUGUUAACUGGGCAGCUCCAUUGAAGUGCAGGCUGAGAGGGGAUGCAGCAGUCGGCCAAGGUGUCAACCGACACGUUUUGUCAAUGGCCAUGCAGAAACUGAAGACCGGCUUCAGUAUAAAUGUAGGCUGUGCAGCUCUUACAAGCCUUUUUGAAGGCGAAAUGGAACAUCGGGUUCCCUCCGCAGCUGCUGUGCUUCGGGAAAGCAACCUGUUUGAGAUGGCAGGUCGGAUGAUAGGCCAUUCCUUCCUGCAUGGUGGUUUUGGUUUCUCAGGACUAAGUGUGCCUGUAGUGACUCUGUUGACUGGUGGGAGCACGGAUACUGCAGCAUCAGCGCUUACCCUGCUGGACUGUCCUGAUCUUGACCACCGUGAAACAAUUGGUUUUCUCAAGAAUACACAACUUACUGCUCAAGAAACCACCAGUGUGACUGAUCUUUGCCUGUCCUGGGACCUCCCUGUUCCAACCUCCACCAAUCAUGACUGGCUGUUCCAGGAACUUCUUUCCCAUGCAGUACUUCACCGUGUUAGGCAGCCUAUCAAGCAGAUUCGCAAAGGCCUUAAAGAAACGGGAAUCUGGCCGCUUGUUUCAAAUAGGCCAGAUGUCCACCCCAUAUUAUUUCCAAGAGAGAAAAAUGAUGAGCUGAACUCACAGACUGUGAUCCAGAACAUCCACUGGCCACAGCCCAAAAGUGACAGCGACGAGGACGAGGCCGUUCCAUUGGAGAAAGUCGGUCUCGUCACUGGAUUUUUGAGGCAAUUCAUAGAGGAAGCAUCUCCGAAGGUGCUGCGUGACCUCUUGAAGUUCUGGGUCGGGUGGGAGCUGCUCACAACAAACCUUGAAGUUGAGGUUGUUACUUCAAAAUACCCAGUGGCUCUCACCUGCUUCCUAAAAUUGAAGCUCCCAAGCCACUACCAAACUUAUGAGAAGUUCCACCAGGACUUGAUGAUGGCCCUCAGUUCCAUCAGUUCAGGCUUUGGGCUUGUGUAGCUACACACUGACUCUCAGUUUGUUUUGUAUUUUUCUGGAGAAGGGUUUGCCUCUCUAUUCAAUACACUGUGUGAGAUACAGGGUUACAGUUGGUACACCUACCGUGUUUUAUAAAUAAAGGACAUUUGGAAAAAGA
Gymnodraco acuticeps is the source of this 1879-nucleotide messenger RNA. RefSeq lists its product as uncharacterized. Bases 256 to 1743 code for a protein of 495 amino acids. Gene Ontology annotation, molecular function: ubiquitin-protein transferase activity. The record is from RefSeq and is a predicted model, not a curated record. The transcript has 12 exons. Lineage: Eukaryota; Metazoa; Chordata; Actinopteri; Perciformes; Bathydraconidae.